CAUUUUAGCAGUGAACCGUUAUGAAUGAAAUUUUCUUCUUUGUUAAUGGGAGAAGAUUCAAAAACAAGAAGAGAUGGAGAAAUCCCUCCAUUUCUCAGUGACGUUUCUGAACUGCCUUCAAAUCGUCUCCAAAGUCUAGUUUUCUAGUGGAGGCUCACUCUCUCUGCUUCCAACAUUCAUUUUUGUAUGAUGAAUAUCUGGAUUUUGCCCCUUCAAUAUCUUCCAUCACCGACAUAUCGCAUGAACACUAUCUCGGCCAACUUUAGAGCAAGGAUACGCUUCAGUUUCUCCAAAUUUAGGUGUUUUUGUGCUUCUUCGCUAGAUUUGACGAAUAAUCAUGAGGUGGUCAGUGGUAACAGUUGCUCAAAGAGGAAAAUGGUCAAUAGUUUGAGGGUUAGGGUUAAGGAUUCUGAAGCUCAGCUAAAGGAGAACUGGUUAGCUUCUCUCUCCUACCCAUUUUCCGAGACGGAUGGACAGCUGAGUAUCAAUGGAGAGGAACCCACUAGUAAUGCUGAUUCCCAAUGGGUAAUAGGAAUUGACCCUGAUCUUUCGGGAGCGUUGGCCGUCUUGAAAAAUGAAAAUUCGGGUUUCUCUGCUCAGGUGUUUGAUAGUCCUCACUUGCAAGUAUUGAUUGGCAAAAGAAUUCGAAAACGUUUGGAUGCAAAGUCUAUUGUUCAGUUGCUGUGGAGAUUGGAUGCCCCCACUGGAACUAAAGUAUAUAUUGAGCAAUCAACUCCUUUUCCACAAGAUGGGAAACAGGGAUGGUGGUCUGGAGGAUUUGGAUAUGGAUUGUGGAUUGGGAUGUUAGUUGCCUCUGGAUUUUCUGUUGUUCCAGUGUCAUCUGUAUUGUGGAAGAAUCACUUUGAACUCUUUGGGAACGGCUCAACCAAGGAUGACAGCAGGAAGCUUGCAUCAACAUUAUUUCCGUCUCUGAGUCCCCUAUUAAAGCGGAAAAAGGAUCACGGCAGAGCUGAGGCUCUUCUUCUCGCUGCUUAUGGUAAAGGCCUCAGGGUAGAGCAAGGCACGUGCAAUCUCAUUGAAGAAGACAACAUGAUCCCUUAAAAGCUUGCAAUCUUGCAGUACGGCAAUAAUCCUUCUAGUUUUUGGCUCAUAAAGCUUUUGGUUGCUGGUGUGGGCAAUUUCUUUUCUGAAAAUGGAGGCAUGGGAUGUGAACUGAUGAGUGAAGAAGCCUACAGAUAUGUGUUUUCCAUGUUGAGAGCUUGGGCUCCUCUCCAUCUAUCUCGGAUGUCAUAGAGUACGUCUCGCUCCAUUCUAAUCCAUCUCACUGGGUAGAUCCUUCAGCACAUUCAGUUUCUAACUUAAUCAAACUGCACUUGUA
This is a messenger RNA of Telopea speciosissima, 1339 nucleotides long. Its product is annotated as Holliday junction resolvase MOC1, chloroplastic-like. The record is from RefSeq and is a predicted model, not a curated record. Lineage: Eukaryota; Viridiplantae; Streptophyta; Magnoliopsida; Proteales; Proteaceae. The transcript has 6 exons. Bases 187 to 1062 code for a protein of 291 amino acids. Gene Ontology annotation, molecular function: crossover junction DNA endonuclease activity.